Daphnia pulex (common water flea) is the source of this 1057-nucleotide messenger RNA. Its product is annotated as nuclear-interacting partner of ALK-like. The transcript is spliced from 5 exons. The coding region runs from base 112 to 981 and encodes 289 amino acids. The record is from RefSeq and is a predicted model, not a curated record. Gene Ontology annotation, molecular function: zinc ion binding. Lineage: Eukaryota; Metazoa; Arthropoda; Branchiopoda; Diplostraca; Daphniidae. Gene Ontology annotation, cellular component: nucleus.
UCGAAAGAAAGAAAAGAAUCUAGGCGGCAUUUGAUACUGAGGUCUUGGUUAGUUAGGUUGGAUCUGGGUUGGAUUAUUUUCCAAUCAAGUUAAAACAGCAUUUUUAUUGAAAUGGCCACGUUGAAUAGAAAACGCAAACUUGACCAAACCCUUAUCCAAAAAUUAUAUCAUGAUGUACCUUCAAAAGAUCCCACUCGCGAAAGCUUUCUGAAACGCCUGAAAACUUAUGAUGUCUUCAAUUGGUCAGGAAAACCAGUUGAUCCUCCUCUGUGUGCUUUGCAUGGUUGGGAGAUUGCCGAAAAAGACGUAUUAAAAUGUGUUAUGUGCCACCAGUUCAUGAGUGUUACUCUUCCAUCGCCAACCAAGGAUGCUCCAUACAAACAUGCAUGUUCAAAACUUAAAUCAAGAUUAGCUUCGGCUCACUCCAAAUUUUGCUUAUACUCCACCAAUCAAGUUCCGGACUCUGUUUUGGAGAUUGAACAUGUAUCAAAUAUGGAACUUCAAGACACAAUUCAGCAGCAGUUGUUGGCCUUUAAAAACAUUGAAGCUCUUUGCAAAGUAUCUGAAUUACAAGAUGAGAUCAAGGAAAUAUUUGACUGGUUUUUAGAAACAACAGCCAUACCUGAUGUUCAUCUCUCUAGUUUUACUUUUGUUCUUACUGGCUGGAAAUUCCUCCAAGAUGACAUGUUAUUGAAAUGUGAUUACUGCAAUAGGAAAUGGUCUAUAGAACCAUAUUUAAGCCAAAAAAAUUUGACAGAGAAGAAUGAUUCAGUUAGAACAACAGUGGAUCCAGUUGCUCAACAUCAAAGGUGGUGUGCUUGGAGAGCUCCUACACGAGGCUGGAAAUCUCGUCUCCUUCAACUGCAGCAAUUGAAAGAAUCUCGUUGCCGCGAAAAAAGGAGUCGCCUCAGUUCUGAUUCUUGCGAUUCCUUAACUGACCGUAUGCGAACUGUCCGCAAAUUACUUAACGGAACCCUUUAAGAAAUUCGAGAGGCGUCGUAAUUUUUAAUGAGCAUUUGCUGCGACAGUUUUAAUACAAAACUAAUUCAUCAAUUAA